Molecule: messenger RNA, 1549 nt
Organism: Phytophthora nicotianae INRA-310
Lineage: Eukaryota; Oomycota; Peronosporomycetes; Peronosporales; Peronosporaceae
Exons: 5
Coding region: 320-1294 (324 amino acids)
Biological process (GO): biosynthetic process; conversion of methionyl-tRNA to N-formyl-methionyl-tRNA
Molecular function (GO): methionyl-tRNA formyltransferase activity
Source: RefSeq, a predicted model, not a curated record
GGGUUACUCUAUGACCUAAAAAAAUGACGUUUCUGGCUUGGCGUCACGCCACUCGAGCGUAUGCGUCGCUGGGCAGCCGUCACUUCUCGCUCGCGGCACCUGGCCUUCCACCUUAUCGUGUCCUUUUCUUUGGUACGGACGACGUGUCGCUCGCCACACUCAAGGCGUUGCACGCCAACAGGUGCGCGCAUUAAUUGGUUUGUAUGGUUCUCGUGCCGCAAGCUUAAUCCUGCUUGCUUGUGUACACUACAGCAAUGAGGAGAAGGGUGACAGCCGUCUCAUAGAGCACAUCGAGGUCGUUUGUCCAUCGGACCGCCCCAUGAACGGCCGCAAGAAAGAUGAGCCAGUGCCAGUCAAAAAGUUCGCGCAACGCUGCGGCUUCAAGGUCUACGACACGCCAUCGCGCCUCAAGUCCCUGAAGUCCUGGGACUUCCCUGUUACGGAUCACUUUGACGUGGGUGUGGUCGUUUCCUUCGGAUACUUUUUGGUACGUGCAUGGCUAUCUACAGUGACGCUGAGACCAACCACCAAUGCUCUUGAUGUGUUUUUGCAGCACCCACAUCUGCUGAAAAAUUUGCACCAUGGUGCCAUCAACAUGCAUCCGUCACUAUUGCCAAAGUACCGGGGCCCUGCACCGAUCCACCACGCUCUGUUGAAUGGUGACCCAACAACUGGUGUAUCAGUGAUCGAGAUCGACCCGAAGGCUUUCGACGUUGGGCGUAUUUUACUCCAGAAACCUUACGAUAUCAAGCGCGACAUCCAGUGCCAGGACCUAUCAAAGGAACUCGCAACUUUCGGUGCAGAGUGCAUCGUGGAAACUCUGACUGAUUUGCCGACACGUAAGAAAGCAGCAGUAGUGCAGGACAAUGCAAUCGCUAGUAAGGCUCCCAAACUGACGUUCAAGGAUGGCCUUAUCUCACUCGACGAAUCAGCUAGCGAUAUUUUCCACCGGUGGCAAGCACUGAGCAGCUCAGUUGGAGUGAAUGUCCAAUUUAGAGGAAAGGUGGUCAAGUUGAUUGAAGCCCGAAUCCCGACAGCCGAGGAGCUUCAAUCGGUUGAAGCCGACGAGGCUCGCAACGGACCAGCAGCGACUGGGACUUUUUUCUUUGAAAAGAAACGACAGGCUCUUUGGUUGCGAUGCGCUGAUGAUUCAUGGUUGCUUAUUACAAAGCUGCAGCAAGCGGAUCGCAAGGUUGGGGGCGCUCUUGACUUUUGCAACGGAUACCGGUUGAAGAAUAUGCAACGCGAGCGGUUCGAGAAAGUGACGACUGGGCCUGUCAACAGCAAGCUCUAAAUGCGCGGCAUAUCAUUUUGGACAGCAUCAAGUGUAAUGAGCUAGACCCGUACAAACUACAUCCCACGGAUUUUGAAGCGUCAAGUUCGAGAUAAAAAAAAAUGGUGAAAUCAACUGAAUUCUGUUCGGCUCAAGUGAUUUCGUUGGGUCGAGCUGAAACCCAUCGUUCACCAAUGAUAUCUUUUGAAGCAUGACUAUUACUUGAAUACUGGAAUAUCUUAAUUGUAAUACUUGGUAGAACCACCGAUGCUAGAG